AUGGAGGUGACGGGGUUCGUACAGGAGAUGUUGCAGAACGUUGCUGAGCAUGCUGCAAGCUAUCGUUUAGGACAGAGUGUGUUGCGUCAAAUUGAUCGAGUGCUGUGGACUAUCGAGAAGAGUGCGCGGUGGGCUGUACCUCCUCCAUUGGAUCAGGAUGAACAUCCACAACCAGAGUUGAUUCGUCCACUGCCUUGGGUGUUCUUUCUCACGUUACUUGUAGCCCUUCGUGUCAUCAGGGAGUCUAUAUCUCUUGUUAACCUUGUCUUGGGUAAACCUCCAUUAAGAUCGGCAGAUGUGGUUACAUACAUUCAAGGCAAGCGACGCUACCUUCGAACCCUUAAGUACCAGGGCAACAGAAUGAUGCGAGCGCGAAGUAAACCGGCUCAACCGAGCCAGUCUUGGUUCAGCAGCGUGCAGUCGCUAUUUGAGUUCACCAUGUGCUUCCGAAGACACCCGCAGAACUACGGCAACAAUAACACUACACGUAUCAGCAAUAACGAUGAGGUUUUGGUAGUUGACCGCAAUAAUCAGGGAAGAAAAGAGACCAGCCCAGUUGCGUCCACUAGCGAAGACUCCAUCGAAAGACUUAUUGAGAAGAUGAUGGUGGAUCUACAGGCGGACUCGGAUGAUGACUCUAGUUACACGUCUGCUAAUCCAAUGAGCGUAAAAAGUGAUCGUUCUGAAGAUGGAGCCGAUUCAGAACAAGAAACAAUACCGAAUGACAUCUUACCUAACGAAUCCCAUCUCCCUGGACCUCAGUUGGAUGACAACUGUCAAGUUAUCACUUCUACUCCAGAAAAGAACAAAUUUAAUCAUUUUCAACAGUAUGAUAAAGGAAACGAAGAAAGAAAUUCUCAAAGCAACGAACACUCAUUAAAUACAAAAGGGAUCAAUCAACUUGUGGUAAAAGAUAAUGACAAAACGAGAUUAGAGUCCACCCCCAUCGUAGAUCUGCACCAGACUAAUGCAGAUGCAACGUCUACUCUGGACGAAACAAAGUUAUUGCUUAAGAGUGAGAUAAACUUUACACAAAAUAAUAAACCUCAACAUGCGUCGAAGCAUAUUCUAGGUGUCACUAAGUGUUAG
Parnassius mnemosyne (clouded apollo) is the source of this 1089-nucleotide messenger RNA. The record is from the annotation of a GenBank genome assembly. Lineage: Eukaryota; Metazoa; Arthropoda; Insecta; Lepidoptera; Papilionidae.